AAAUUAAUAAAGGCAAUCAAUAUGGUUUCUCGUUAUAACUCUGUUGCUGCGAAGUGGAAGGAUAUCGCCAAUAGUCUGGAUAUAGAGAUACCUGCCAUAUUUAGCGGUGAAGAGACGGACAGUUAUGAAAUCGUUUGUCUACCAAAGUCUAGCGAAAAGCAAACAACAGAUGAGAGGAAAUUCACUCUAAACAGAAUUACCGAUAUACCAAUCAGCGCACAGGAGAAAUGUCUCUAUAUCAUGGCAGAAUGGUAUCGUUUAUUUCCACGCGGUUUAGUCGUGUCGUCGUUGAAAAAAGUGUUAGAGGACUGCAAUUUACACUACAUUGCAGAACAACUGUAUCAGAGACUGUAGACUAGAAAUCCCAAUGCAAUUAAGCUCAAGGCGAUCUUUUUCUCUUACUUCCACUAUAAAAGAGUUACAGUUCUUUGUGGAAUCUUUUGUGGAAAAAGUCGGAAAAUGUUCAAAUCUAGCGGGAUUUCUUGGACAAACGUACCAUAUAUAUGUAAACAAUAUCUUGAAUGCAGAUAAAC
Saccostrea cuccullata (small rock oyster) is the source of this 533-nucleotide messenger RNA. RefSeq lists its product as uncharacterized. The coding region runs from base 22 to 354 and encodes 110 amino acids. The record is from RefSeq and is a predicted model, not a curated record. Lineage: Eukaryota; Metazoa; Mollusca; Bivalvia; Ostreida; Ostreidae. The transcript has 2 exons.